AACCCUGCUGAGUUGAUUAUCCCAAGUUUUGGCUGAAUUGUUUCACGUCCUUCAGUGACACAAGGACACAAAACGAUUUAUCCAGGACUGUCGAAGGACUUAACAUUUUCCUGUUGUAGUCGUGAAGUUUCUGUAAUGUGGAUAAAUUUAUUUAACGCACCUGCACGGCUGAUAAACCACUUGUAGGACGAAAAGAUGCGGUGGAAAUCGUUUGUGUUGGAACAGAAAAGGUAGUGAAUGUGUUUCUCCGGAGAGGAAAAAAAAAAAAUGAGCUGCUUCAGUCAGACGCUGAGGCGCGUGUCUCCUACUCGAGGCAGCAGCAAGAACGAGCUGGUCCCCUCCAAGCCUCCCCGGAUCAACGGGUGGUCGUUGCCCCUGCAGCCGCUGCAGGUGAUCGGGUGGCUGGUGUUCAGCUACCUGGCCAUCAUCGGCUUCGGCGUUCACAUCCCUCUCCUGCCUCAACCGUGGAGCUACUUGGCCUAUUCUGUUGCUGGCAUAUCGUUUAUUGUACACUUUUUCAGUCACAUAGCUGCUGUGACUGUAGAUCCUGCAGAUGGAACUGUGAGGGCCAAAAGGACCUACUCCAACCCGAUGCCUCUGUUUGACCGGACGAAGCGAGCUCACGUGAUCCAGGAUCAGCACUGUUACCUGUGUGACGUCAAGGUCGGCUCCAAAGUCAAACACUGUAGCUCCUGCAACAAAUGUGUGGAAGGCUUCGAUCAUCACUGCAAGUGGCUGAACACCUGUGUGGGCCGAAGAAACUACAGGUUCUUCUUCGGGGCCUUGGUCUCUGCGACCGUCGGCGUCUUUGUGCUCGUCAUCGUCAUUCUGUUCACGUUCAUCGAACAUUACUUGAAUCCACACAACCUGCGAACGGCGCCACAGUUUGACCAGCCAAGAUACCACGAUUGAUUGUGAACCAGCAUUAUCACAAACUUCAAGUUUCUGCAAGUUGGGCAGCAAAGGUCUUCUCACCGGCAGCCUGUCGGACUCCAUCUGUACAGAGCUGGAGAACUUCAAGAAAUCAGCAGAAAAGGAGAAUAAUUUUCAUUACGGGACAGAAAUUCCCACAGAAAGUGAAAUGAGGGAAAUCUCGAUGAGCGUCAUCACCGGCUGGAGUUUCGACGAGGAGGAGGAUCGGAGCACCGGUGAGAAGUCCGUUCCCGCGGAGCAGGACCCUCUGGGCAGCUCGGUGGUGCCUCCGGAUCGCUCUCGGCAGUAAGUCGUGUCCGAAUCGGUGGAUCGGGACACGCUGUUGCUUCUCAGGAACAGUUUACAGAGCUGCUCAGAAUAAUCUGAACCGUAAACAAAAAAAAUCUUGGAAAGUUUGUGCAACUCUAUUAGCUGUGUAUAAAUAAAAACAUGUGAGUAAAAUAAAAGCAGCCAAAUGUUUUUUAAACGAUGAAAUGACUUAUUGUCUCAGAUCCAGUUUAUAAUGAAACAUUUAAUUUUUUAUUUUUUUAUUUUGUGAACAUCUCUGACACUUUCAGCGUCUCCUGAAGCAGAAAACCACCUGAAACUUUGCUGCUGUUCAAAAACAACAACUUUAUUGACAUGAUUCUGUUCAGCAUUUGCUCAAUUCUUUUCACUUUUGAAGAUAUUACAAGUUUUGUUAAGUCUAACCAGCAUUUGUGUUUUAAAAUGUUUCAAGAGGAUAAAAAAUGAUAAUUGUUUUUGUGAUGUGUUGAAUUUGACAGUUUAACGCAUCAUUUAUCUACAAAGUGUAUUAAAACACUUCUUUUGUAGGACAUUGA
Messenger RNA from Austrofundulus limnaeus, 1754 nucleotides. RefSeq names its product zDHHC palmitoyltransferase 11 (gene zdhhc11). Gene Ontology annotation, molecular function: protein-cysteine S-palmitoyltransferase activity. The record is from RefSeq and is a predicted model, not a curated record. Gene Ontology annotation, cellular component: Golgi apparatus; endoplasmic reticulum. Lineage: Eukaryota; Metazoa; Chordata; Actinopteri; Cyprinodontiformes; Rivulidae. Gene Ontology annotation, biological process: protein targeting to membrane; peptidyl-L-cysteine S-palmitoylation.